This is a messenger RNA of Ictidomys tridecemlineatus (thirteen-lined ground squirrel), 4175 nucleotides long. RefSeq names its product ephrin B2 (gene Efnb2). Gene Ontology annotation, molecular function: ephrin receptor binding. Gene Ontology annotation, biological process: blood vessel morphogenesis; ephrin receptor signaling pathway; axon guidance. The record is from RefSeq and is a predicted model, not a curated record. Gene Ontology annotation, cellular component: plasma membrane. Lineage: Eukaryota; Metazoa; Chordata; Mammalia; Rodentia; Sciuridae.
GCAAGCGCAUCUGGCCUCGGCGACUGUUGGAGCUGCUCGGCGCGCCCCAGAGCUGCCUCCAGGCGCUUGUGGUCUUCCUUCUCGUCUACCCCGGAGAAUUGAGGAUCCCGCCCCGAAUCCAGUCUCUUCGCGUCAGGAGUGCGCGGAGCUGGGAGCGGCUUGGCCAUGGCCGUGAGAAGGGACUCCGUGUGGAAGUACUGCUGGGGAGUUUUGAUGGUUUUAUGCAGAACUGCAAUUUCCAGAUCGAUAGUUUUAGAGCCUAUCUAUUGGAAUUCCUCGAACUCCAAAUUUCUACCUGGACAAGGACUGGUACUAUACCCACAGAUAGGAGACAAAUUGGAUAUUAUUUGCCCCAAAGUGGACUCUAAAACUGUUGGCCAGUAUGAAUAUUAUAAAGUUUAUAUGGUUGAUAAAGACCAAGCAGACAGAUGCACUAUUAAGAAGGAAAAUACCCCUCUGCUCAACUGUGCCAGACCAGACCAAGACGUGAAAUUUACUAUCAAGUUUCAAGAAUUCAGCCCUAAUCUCUGGGGUCUAGAAUUUCAGAAGAACAAAGAUUACUACAUUAUAUCUACAUCAAAUGGGUCUUUGGAGGGCCUGGAUAACCAGGAGGGAGGGGUGUGCCAGACAAGAGCCAUGAAGAUCCUCAUGAAGGUUGGACAAGAUGCAAGUUCUGCUGGAUCAACCAGGAAUAAUGAUCCAACGAGACGUCCAGAACUGGAAGCUGGUACAAAUGGAAGAAGUUCCACAACAAGCCCCUUUGUAAAACGAAACCCAGAUUCCAGCACAGACGGCAACAGCGCCGGACAUUCGGGGAACAACAUCCUCGGUUCCGAAGUGGCCUUAUUCGCAGGGAUUGCUUCAGGAUGCAUCAUCUUCAUCGUCAUCAUCAUCACGCUCGUGGUGCUGCUGCUCAAGUACCGCCGGAGGCACCGCAAGCACUCGCCGCAGCACACCAACACGCUGUCGCUCAGCACGCUGGCCACGCCCAAGCGCAGCAACAACAACGGCUCCGAGCCCAGUGACAUUAUCAUCCCGCUAAGGACUGCGGACAGCGUCUUCUGCCCGCACUACGAGAAGGUGAGCGGCGAUUACGGGCACCCGGUGUACAUAGUCCAGGAGAUGCCCCCGCAGAGCCCCGCCAACAUUUACUACAAGGUCUGAGGCUCCGGCUUCCUUCGCCCCAGAGGGACCUCGGCGCCCCUCCCGCUGAGGGCGGCCGCCGCCUUGUCGCCGCCCGGUCAGCACCGGCCCCUGACUGAGCCAGGCGCGGGAGCGGGAUCACGCCUCCGGGAAGAGCCCAGCUGGACAGCUUUCUAGUCUGUAGCAUUUCGGCCUUGGUGACCACAAACCCUCCCUGCGAGCCGGAAGACUGAGACGCCCGAUCGUGGGGACUGCUGCGCGCCCCGCGUCCUCAAAGCCAUGUGCGGCAGUCACUCAGGCCUCUGCCGAAGCCCAGGGAGGGCGCGAGGUGUGGACGAGAGGGCCGAGCGUCCGAAGGCGCUGCUGCCCAGGAGUCCUGCCCCGGGCGGGUCUCUCCCGCAGUGCACACUGGACUUGUCCCUCGGACCUCCGGCUAAGUAAGGUUCUCCGCGGUCCCUAGCGUUUAGUCCUCACUGUCUCACUCCUGUUGUCCGGGGCUCGGCAGCACCUCACCUGAGCUCCUCACCUGAGCUCCGCACCUGAGCUCCGCACCUCCACAUUCUGCAUCACUCACGGGACACUCGUGGCCGGAGCCCCGCUCCUGCCCCCUGCAACAACAGCUGGGGUCACGUGGGCAGUCCCCUCCAACCCUGCUCGCUGUAGGUGCCCCCCAGGCGCCAGGCGGUCAGCCAGCCGGGAGGACUGGGAGUUGGUGGCAGGGCCACAGGGAAAGGGCUGGCUGCGACUGCAGGUCCACGCUGCUGCCCCUGAAGUGGAAAGUGGGGGAGGAGAGAGAAGCGAGUAGGUCACAGCACUUUGGCUUUGCUAAGACUGACGGAGCCAGUAGACACAACACACGCAGGGGAUGGCGGUCGUGGGAGGCGGUCACUGUUACCAAACAGCAAUGUGCAGGGAAACCAAGUCCCUCUUCCUUCAGUGGGACAAAGCGGGGCACUGUUGGAGUGGAAGAGCCUGGCGGGGAGGGAGAAAGUCGGCCGCUGGCGACGCACUCGCACUCGGGCAGGACUGUCGUGGUACUGGCAAUAAGACAUACAGCGCUGGAGCUGUAGGAGAGUCGUCUGCUUUGGGUGAUGUUUUAAGCAGACUCAGCUGCUAUACUUGUCACAUUUUAUUAAACACAGGGAAAGCAUUUAGGAGAAUAGCAGAGAGCCAAAUCUGACCUAAAAGUUGAAAAGCCAAAGGUCAAACAGGCUGUAAUUCCAUCACCAUUGGCAUUAUUAAAGAAUUCUCAUAUGUAAAAGGUAGGUCAGAUUCCCCAGCCCCCCUAAAUGCCCCCGUCCCCACCCCCUCCCCCAAUUGAGCCUUACGACACUUUGGUUUAUGGCGGUGCUGUCUGGGCUGCUAGGCCACAGGGAGGUACUGCCGAGUCCAGUGCCCGGUGCUCGGUGUCAAAGUGAAGCACACAAGGCAAACCUCUUAGAGUCCUUAAGACGGAAGUGAAUUAUGAUGUCGAGGGGGAGAAGGAAGAUAGGACAUAUUUAUAAUAGGUGUAUAGAACACAAGGGAUAUAAAAUGAAAGAUUUUUACUAAUAUAUAUUUUAAGAUUGCACACAGUACACACCAGAAGAUGUGAAAUUCAUUCGUGGCAAUUAAGUGAUCCCAACGCUCAGUGCUUUAAGAAAUGAAAUGUAACAAUUGGAUAGCGACUUCUGGGAAAAACAAUACCACUCCAAAAAUAACAAUAAUGAGAGCAAAUACAAAAAUAACAGUCUUCGGAAAGCAUCUCACAGACUGUAGACUAGGAAAUACAAGCCCCAAACACCAGGAAGUCGAUGUGACUGCGUCAUCUAUUUAACAAUGACAAGAUGUUCCGGCAUUUAUUUUCUGUGUUGGGUUUUCCCUUGCCUUAUGGGCUGAAGUGUUCUCUAGAAUCCAGCAGUCACACUGAGGGAGUUUCGGUUGAAAGUCUGGCUGGGCUCCCUCCUCCUCUCCUUCCCCCCACCCCACCCUUCCAGAAACAAGAAGAGUAAACAGGAAACCUACUUUUUAUGUGCUAUGCAAAAUAGACAUCUUUAGCAGAGUCCUGUUACUAUGGUAACACUUUGCUUUCUGAAUUGGGAGGGAAAAAAAAAUGUAGCGACAGCAUUUGAAGGUUCUCAAACCUCCAGUGAGUACCUGCAAAAAUGAGUUGUCACAGAAAUUAUUAUUCCCUAUUUCCUGAACCUGAAAAUGAUGUUGGUCCAAAGUGCGUGUCUGUGUGUAUGACUGGGUAUGUGGUAUACAUGUGUACAUAUAUGUAUAAUAUAUAUCUCCAAUAUAUAUUAUAUAUAUCUAUAUCAUAUUUCUGUGGAGGGUUGCCAUGGUGACCAGUCACAGUACAUAUGUAAUUCUUUCCAUCACCCCAACCUCUCCUUUCUGUGCAUUCAUACAAGAUUUUCUUGUAAGCCAUCAGAAGUGACUUGUAGGAUGGGGGAGAGGGUCGAGGAGGGGAAAAAUGGGAAACAGUCUGAUUUUAAUGAAAUCCAAUGUAUGUAUCAUCAGUUGGCUACAUUUGGGUUAUAUGCUAAACUGUGAAAAAUCAAAUGAGUUGAUGAAGAGUUACCUGCAACCAAUUGAAAAGUGUUCUGCGAGUCUGUUUUGUGUCUGGUGCAGAAGAUGACAAUCUACCAACUGUCCCCUUAUUUGGAGUUGGUUCAGCUUUGGAAAGUUACUGUAAAUGCCUUGCUUGUAUUAUCGUCCCUAGUCACCUGACUUCGGAAUUUGCACCAUCGUGUUUAAGUGAAGAUGCUGUAAAUAGGUUCAGAUUUUACUGUCUAUGGAUUCGGGGUGUUACAGUAGCCUUAUUCACCUUUUUAAUAAAAAUACACGUGAAAACAAGACAGAAAUGGUUUUUCUUACCCAGAUUGUGUACAUAGAGCAAUGUUGGUUUUUUAUAAAGUCUAAGCAAGAUGUUUUGUAUAAAAUCUGAAUUUUGCAAUGUAUUUAGCUACAGCUUGUUUAACGGCAGUGUCAUUCCCCUUUGUGCUGUAAUGAGGAAAAAAAAUGGUAUAAAAGGUUGCCAAAUUGCUGCA